Molecule: messenger RNA, 6573 nt
Organism: Gorilla gorilla gorilla (western lowland gorilla)
Lineage: Eukaryota; Metazoa; Chordata; Mammalia; Primates; Hominidae
Gene: ANKRD30A
Product: ankyrin repeat domain 30A
Exons: 55
Coding region: 210-6170 (1986 amino acids)
Molecular function (GO): protein binding
Source: RefSeq, a predicted model, not a curated record
GCAUGCGCUGCUGGCUAACGGCUCUGCUCAGCGCGAUUCUACUGAGAGAGGCCUGAGUGUGCAAGAGCUUGGCGAACACAGAACUUUUUACGGGUAUCGAGGCGGUGCAUGGACUGAAGAAGGGCGAGGGCGAUUGGGGAGGGGUGGGGGAUGGUGGCUGGGAAGGGCGAUCGGGAGGCGCGGGCUCUCUCUAGCAGGUGGCCGCAGCCAUGGAGGGGAUCUCUCCCGCCGCUGGCAACGUCGUGCCGGGCCCGGAGCGCCCGAGCCCCUUCAGCCAGCUAGUCUAUACCAGCAACCACUCCUACAUCGUUCACUCUGGGGAUCUUAGAAAGAUCCAUAAAGCUGCCUCCCGGGGCCAAGUCCGGAAGCUGGAGAAGAUGACAAAGAGGAAGAAGACCAUCAACCUUAAUAUACAAGAUGCCGAGAAGAGGACUGCUCUACACUGGGCCUGUGUCAAUGGCCAUGAGGAAGUAGUAACAUUUCUGGUAGACAGAAAGUGCCAGCUUGACGUCCUUGAUGGCGAACACAGGACACCUCUGAUGAAGGCUCUACAAUGCCAUCAGGAGGCUUGUGCAAAUAUUCUGAUAGAUUCUGGUGCCGAUCUAAAUCUUGUAGAUGUGUAUGGCAACAUGGCUCUCCAUUAUGCUGUUUAUAGUGAGAUUUUGUCAGUGGUGGCAAAACUGCUGUCCCAUGGUGCAGUCAUCGAAGUGCACAACAAGGCUAGCCUCACACCACUUUUACUAUCCAUAACGAAAAGAAGUGAGCAAAUUGUGGAAUUUUUGCUGACAAAAAAUGCAAAUGCGAAUGCAGUUAAUAAGUAUAAAUGCACAGCCCUCAUGCUUGCUGUAUGUCAUGGAUCAUCAGAGAUAGUUGGCAUGCUUCUUCAGCAAAAUGUUGACGUCUUUGCUGCAGAUAUAUGUGGAGUAACUGCAGAACAUUAUGCUGUUACUUGUGGAUUUCAUCACAUUCAUGAACAAAUUAUGGAAUAUAUACGAAAAUUAUCUAAAAAUCAUCAAAAUACCAAUCCAGAAGGAACAUCUGCAGGAACACCUGAUGAGGCUGCACCCUUGGCGGAAAGAACACCUGACACAGCUGAAAGCUUGGUGGAAAAAACACCUGAUGAGGCUGCACCCUUGGUGGAAAGAACACCUGACACGGCUGAAAGCUUGGUGGAAAAAACACCUGAUGAGGCUGCACCCUUGGUGGAAAGAACACCUGACACGGCUGAAAGCUUGGUGGAAAAAACACCUGAUGAGGCUGCAUCCUUGGUGGAGGGAGCAUCUGACAAAAUUCAAUGUUUGGAGAGAGCGACAUCUGGAAAGUUCGAACAGUCAGCAGAAGAAACACCUAGGGAAAUUACGAGUCCUGCAAAAGAAACAUCUGAGAAAUUUACGUGGCCAGCAAAAGGAAGACCUAGGAAGAUCGCAUGGGAGAAAAAAGACACACCUAGGGAAAUUAUGAGUCCCGCAAAAGAAACAUCUGAGAAAUUUACGUGGGCAGCAAAAGGAAGACCUAGGAAGAUCGCAUGGGAGAAAAAAGAAACACCUGUAAAGACUGGAUGCGUGGCAAGAGUAACAUCUAAUAAAACUAAAGUUUUGGAAAAAGGAAGAUCUAAGAUGAUUGCAUGUCCUACAAAAGAAUCAUCUACAAAAGCAAGUGCCAAUGAUCAGAGGUUCCCAUCAGAAUCCAAACAAGAGGAAGAUGAAGAAUAUUCUUGUGAUUCUCGGAGUCUCUUUGAGAGUUCUGCAAAGAUUCAAGUGUGUAUACCUGAGUCUAUAUAUCAAAAAGUAAUGGAGAUAAAUAUAGAAGUAGAAGAGCCUCCUAAGAUGCCAUCUGCCUUCAAGCCUGCCAUUGAAAUGCAAAACUCUGUUCCAAAUAAAGCCUUUGAAUUGAAGAAUGAACAAACAUUGAGAGCAGAUCCGAUGUUCCCACCAGAAUCCAAACAAAAGGACGAUGAAGAAAAUUCUUGGGAUUCUGAGAGUCUCUGUGAGACUGUUUCACAGAAGGAUGUGUGUUUACCCAAGGCUACACAUCAAAAAGAAAUAGAUAAAAUAAAUGGGAAAUUAGAAGAGUCUCCUAAUAAAGAUGGUCUUCUGAAGGCUACCUGCAGAACGAAAGUUUCUAUUCCAACUAAAGCCUUAGAAUUGAAGGACAUGCAAACUUUCAAAGCAGAGCCUCCCGAGAAGCCAUCUGCCUUCGAGCCUGCCAUUGAAAUGCAAAAGUCUGUUCCAAAUAAAGCCUUGGAAUUGAAGAAUGAACAAACAUUGAGAGCAGAUGAGAUACUCCCAUCAGAAUCCAAACAAAAGGACUAUGAAGAAAAUUCUUGGGAUACUGAGAGUCUCCGUGAGACUGUUUCACAGAAGGUUGUGUGUUUACCCAAGGCUACACAUCAAAAAGAAAUAGAUAAAAUAAAUGGAAAAUUAGAAGAUGAGAUACUCCCAUCAGAAUCCAAACAAAAGGACUAUGAAGAAAAUUCUUGGGAUACUGAGAGUCUCCGUGAGACUGUUUCACAGAAGGUUGUGUGUUUACCCAAGGCUACACAUCAAAAAGAAAUAGAUAAAAUAAAUGGAAAAUUAGAAGAUGAGAUACUCCCAUCAGAAUCCAAACAAAAGGACUAUGAAGAAAAUUCUUGGGAUACUGAGAGUCUCCGUGAGACUGUUUCACAGAAGGUUGUGUGUUUACCCAAGGCUACACAUCAAAAAGAAAUAGAUAAAAUAAAUGGAAAAUUAGAAGAUGAGAUACUCCCAUCAGAAUCCAAACAAAAGGACUAUGAAGAAAAUUCUUGGGAUACUGAGAGUCUCCGUGAGACUGUUUCACAGAAGGUUGUGUGUUUACCCAAGGCUACACAUCAAAAAGAAAUAGAUAAAAUAAAUGGAAAAUUAGAAGAUGAGAUACUCCCAUCAGAAUCCAAACAAAAGGACUAUGAAGAAAAUUCUUGGGAUACUGAGAGUCUCCGUGAGACUGUUUCACAGAAGGUUGUGUGUUUACCCAAGGCUACACAUCAAAAAGAAAUAGAUAAAAUAAAUGGAAAAUUAGAAGAUGAGAUACUCCCAUCAGAAUCCAAACAAAAGGACUAUGAAGAAAAUUCUUGGGAUACUGAGAGUCUCCGUGAGACUGUUUCACAGAAGGUUGUGUGUUUACCCAAGGCUACACAUCAAAAAGAAAUAGAUAAAAUAAAUGGAAAAUUAGAAGAUGAGAUACUCCCAUCAGAAUCCAAACAAAAGGACUAUGAAGAAAAUUCUUGGGAUACUGAGAGUCUCCGUGAGACUGUUUCACAGAAGGUUGUGUGUUUACCCAAGGCUACACAUCAAAAAGAAAUAGAUAAAAUAAAUGGAAAAUUAGAAGAUGAGAUACUCCCAUCAGAAUCCAAACAAAAGGACUAUGAAGAAAAUUCUUGGGAUACUGAGAGUCUCCGUGAGACUGUUUCACAGAAGGUUGUGUGUUUACCCAAGGCUACACAUCAAAAAGAAAUAGAUAAAAUAAAUGGAAAAUUAGAAGAUGAGAUACUCCCAUCAGAAUCCAAACAAAAGGACUAUGAAGAAAAUUCUUGGGAUACUGAGAGUCUCCGUGAGACUGUUUCACAGAAGGUUGUGUGUUUACCCAAGGCUACACAUCAAAAAGAAAUAGAUAAAAUAAAUGGAAAAUUAGAAGAUGAGAUACUCCCAUCAGAAUCCAAACAAAAGGACUAUGAAGAAAAUUCUUGGGAUACUGAGAGUCUCCGUGAGACUGUUUCACAGAAGGUUGUGUGUUUACCCAAGGCUACACAUCAAAAAGAAAUAGAUAAAAUAAAUGGAAAAUUAGAAGAUGAGAUACUCCCAUCAGAAUCCAAACAAAAGGACUAUGAAGAAAAUUCUUGGGAUACUGAGAGUCUCCGUGAGACUGUUUCACAGAAGGUUGUGUGUUUACCCAAGGCUACACAUCAAAAAGAAAUAGAUAAAAUAAAUGGAAAAUUAGAAGAUGAGAUACUCCCAUCAGAAUCCAAACAAAAGGACUAUGAAGAAAAUUCUUGGGAUACUGAGAGUCUCCGUGAGACUGUUUCACAGAAGGUUGUGUGUUUACCCAAGGCUACACAUCAAAAAGAAAUAGAUAAAAUAAAUGGAAAAUUAGAAGAUGAGAUACUCCCAUCAGAAUCCAAACAAAAGGACUAUGAAGAAAAUUCUUGGGAUACUGAGAGUCUCCGUGAGACUGUUUCACAGAAGGUUGUGUGUUUACCCAAGGCUACACAUCAAAAAGAAAUAGAUAAAAUAAAUGGAAAAUUAGAAGAUGAGAUACUCCCAUCAGAAUCCAAACAAAAGGACUAUGAAGAAAAUUCUUGGGAUACUGAGAGUCUCCGUGAGACUGUUUCACAGAAGGUUGUGUGUUUACCCAAGGCUACACAUCAAAAAGAAAUAGAUAAAAUAAAUGGAAAAUUAGAAGAUGAGAUACUCCCAUCAGAAUCCAAACAAAAGGACUAUGAAGAAAAUUCUUGGGAUACUGAGAGUCUCCGUGAGACUGUUUCACAGAAGGUUUUGUGUUUACCCAAGGCUACACAUCAAAAAGAAAUAGAUAAAAUAAAUGGAAAAUUAGAAGAUGAGAUACUCCCAUCAGAAUCCAAACAAAAGGACUAUGAAGAAAAUUCUUGGGAUACUGAGAGUCUCCGUGAGACUGUUUCACAGAAGGUUUUGUGUUUACCCAAGGCUACACAUCAAAAAGAAAUAGAUAAAAUAAAUGGAAAAUUAGAAGAUUCAACUAGCCUAUCAAAAAUCUUGGAUGCAGUUCAUUCUUGUGAAAGAGCAAGGGAACUUCAAAAAGAUCACUGUGAACAACUUACAGGAAAAAUGGAACAAAUGAAAAAGAAGUUUUGUGUACUAAAAAAGAAACUGUCAGAAGCAAAAGAAAUAAAAUCACAGUUAGAGAACCAAAAAGUUAAAUGGGAGCGAGAGCUCUGCAGUGUGAGAUUGACUUUAAACCAAGAAGAAGAGAAGAGAAGAAAUGCCGAUAUAUUAAAUGAAAAAAUUAGGGAAGAAUUAGGAAGAAUCGAAGAGCAGCAUAGGAAAGAGUUAGAAGUGAAACAACAACUUGAACAGGCUCUCAGAAUACAAGAUAUGGAAUUGAAGAGUGUAGGAAGUAAUUUGAAUCAGGUUUCUCACACUCAUGAAAAUGAAAAUGAUCUCUUAAAUGAAAAUUGCAUGUUGAAAAAGGAAAUUGCCAUGCUAAAACUGGAAAUAGCCACACUGAAACACCAAUACCAGGAAAAGGAAAAUAAAUACUUGGAGGACAUUAAGAUUUUAAAAGAAAAGAAUGCUGAACUUCGGAUGACCCUAAAACUGAAAGAGGAAUCAUUAACUAAAAGGGCAUCUCAAUAUAGUGGGCAGCUUAAAGUUCUGAUAGCUGAGAACACAAUGCUCACUUCUAAAUUGAAGGAAAAACAAGACAAAGAAAUACUAGAGACAGAAAUUGAAUCACACCAUCCUAGACUAGCUUCUGCUGUACAAGACCAUGAUCAAAUUGUGACAUCAAGAAAAAGUCAAGAACUUGCUUUCCACAUUGCAGGAGAUGCUUGUUUGCAAAGAAAAAUGAAUGUUGAUGUGAGUAGUACGAUAUAUAACAAUGAGGUGCUCCAUCAACCACUUUCUGAAGCUCAAAGGAAAUCCAAAAGCCUAAAAAUUAAUCUCAAUUAUGCAGGAGAUGCUCUAAGAGAAAAUACAUUGGUUUCAGAACAUGCACAAAGAGACCAACGUGAAACACAGUGUCAAAUGAAGGAAGCUGAACACAUGUAUCAAAACGAACAAGAUAAUGUAAACAAACACACUGAACAGCAGGAGUCUCUAGAUCAGAAAUUAUUUCAACUACAAAGCAAAAAUAUGUGGCUUCGACAGCAAUUAGUUCAUGCACAUAAGAAAGCUGACAACAAAAGCAAGAUAACAAUUGAUAUUCAUUUUCUUGAGAGGAAAAUGCAACGUCAUCUCCUAAAAGAGAAAAAUGAGGAGAUAUUUAAUUACAAUAACCAUUUAAAAAACCGUAUAUAUCAAUAUGAAAAAGAGAAAGCAGAAACAGAAGUCAUUGUGAGACAACUUCAAAAAAACUUGGCUGAUCUCAAUAAACAGUGUGUGUCUGAGGCUUCACUAGAGGUUACAUCACAUUAUCACAUUAAUCUCAAAGAUGAGAUACAGGAUUUAGUGAAGAAAUGAUUUCAAAUCAAAAGUCAAAACUCAUGAGAGACAAGCAGAGACCAGUAAGAAACUUCUUUUGGAGAAACAACAGACCAGAUCUUUACUCACAACUCAUGCUAGGAGGCCAGUCCUAGCAUCACCUUAUGUUGAAAAUCUUACCAAUAGUCUGUGUCAACAGAAUACUUAUUUUAGAAGAAAAAUUCAUUAUUUCUUCCUGAAGCCUACAGACAUAAAAUAACAGUGUGAAGAAUUACUUGUUCACGGUUAUAUAAUAGUAUAACACUGCCAAGGAGUGGAUUAUCUCAUCUUCAUCCUGUAAUUCCAGUGUUUGUCACGUGGUUGUUGAAUAAAUGAAUAAAGAAUGAGAAAGCCAAAAGCUCUGAUACAUAAUCAUGAUGAUAAUUAUUUCAAUGCACAACUA